AUGAAUGAAGAUACUGAGCGUAAUGAGUUAAUAAAAGAAAUUAAGAAGGAGCUCAGGCUCUUCAAAGACAUAACUGCCAAAAUUCAGACACUAGGUGAUAAUAGACCUGCAGAAAAUCCUUUUAAAUUAUAUUCAUAUAGAAAAUAUGAAAAUCCAACAAUGACUGUUACAUUAGAAGCAUCAAAAGACAUUCCUCAUCAAGUAAUUAAAUACAAAUAUAUCCAAUCUACAUCAAAAAUCGUCUUUGCAACCGAAAGAUGUUUAUACAUAUGUCAAAUACCGAUCAUUUAUACGCCUGUUAAGAUUACACUUACACUAGAAAUGGGAAAUUUAGUUGAUUUUGCAAUUUUGGAUACAUCAAGUAUAAUUGUUUGUCAAUUAGAUGACGGAAGCGUAUUUCCAUUCCUAAUGAAAGAAUGGGGUUGGGGAAAUAAGAUGCUUACUUCUACUCAAAAUAUUCAAAUCUGUUCUUCAAAAUCUCAUUUCAUGUUAAUUGAGCAACCAAAUUCUGUUUACAUAUCAGAUUCUACUUUCCAUCAAAUAUAUAACAAUCACAUAUGCUCUCAACAAAUAGUUUUCGGUCAACUUUCAAAAAACGGAGAAUUCGCUUGCUUUUAUACAGAUACUAACGAAAUUCUAGUAUUUUCAAUAUCUACUUUACAGAUAAUUCAUACAGAAAAGGCUAAUUGCCAGAGUUUUUCAUUUUCGAAUGAUGAUAAGAGUUUAUUAGUUCAAAAUCCAUCGACAAUAUCCGUGUUCUCACUUGAAAAGAAUUCUUUUGUAUAUGCUUAUGAUAUUAAGAAUUCUUGCGCUGAUUUUGGAAUUGAUUUUUACACUGUACUUGGACAAACAUCAGAAAUGCCAAGAAAAGGUUUAAUCUUCGUUGAUAUGAAUGAAGGCAAAUUAUUAUCACAUUUGGUUUUAAAUGAUGAAGAUAUUAUUGAUUUCACUUCUGAACUCUCCGAUGUUUAUCAUAUUUGCAUGAGAAUCAAAUCAAAUACAUUCGUUGUAUUUAAAAUUCGGCUAGGUGUUCCAAUAACAUAA
Molecule: messenger RNA, 1044 nt
Organism: Trichomonas vaginalis G3
Lineage: Eukaryota; Parabasalia; Trichomonadida; Trichomonadidae
Product: YVTN repeat-like/Quinoprotein amine dehydrogenase family
Exons: 1
Coding region: 1-1044 (347 amino acids)
Source: RefSeq, a predicted model, not a curated record